AUGGUUGCUGGAUCCACGCCACACUUGUUUCAUAGACUCAUAUUCCGAAUUUCUGGACGCAUAGAAUCGCCAAAUGUGGAUUGGAAUGGAUCCGCUUGGAGGUCUGAGACAAGACGUCAUGAACUUGCGGAAGAAGAGACUAGGAUGGCCAAUAAUGAGGCAAAGAUAGCACUAUUUGUGGCACCAAUGCUGAUGGAUCCGUGGUCCGUGUCUUCCCUUGCGCCCUCGUCUGUGGCUAGCGUGCGGCUGACUCCCACCCUAUGCCGGGCCAGAGUGCCAGCUCUAACAAUCAGAAGAAACUUCAAGAAGCAAAUUGCAGCGAAAGAUAUGAGUUGGAGCGGCAAAGUCUGCUUCACCUUACAUAUCUUCAAGUUAACUGACCCCACACUUUGA
Protopolystoma xenopodis is the source of this 393-nucleotide messenger RNA. NCBI's taxonomy places the organism in Eukaryota, Metazoa, Platyhelminthes, Monogenea, Polystomatidea, Polystomatidae. The record is from the annotation of a GenBank genome assembly.